Messenger RNA from Agrilus planipennis (emerald ash borer), 3387 nucleotides. RefSeq names its product melanotransferrin. NCBI's taxonomy places the organism in Eukaryota, Metazoa, Arthropoda, Insecta, Coleoptera, Buprestidae. The record is from RefSeq and is a predicted model, not a curated record. Gene Ontology annotation, cellular component: early endosome; extracellular region; plasma membrane. Gene Ontology annotation, biological process: iron ion transport.
AUUAACGUUUGAUUAAUCACAGUUCAGAAUGAAACACAGGUUGUUGAGGUAGUUUAAAAAGAAUGUUUGUCUUGUUAUUUUUAAAUUUAUGUGUUUAUAAUUUUCUGUAACAAUUACAAUGGAAUUUUAUCGCAUCUUUUAUCCAGUCUUCGGAUUAUUUUUAUCAUUUUUACAUUUGGUAACAGUACAACAAGUAUGGGAGAGAGCUCCCACACCUUAUGGCAAAAAUCGCACAAUUACAUGGUGUGUAGUAAAUAAAGAAGAAUUUUAUAAAUGUACAGUUCUAUCUAAAAUGCUGCAUACUAACAUAAUAACUGUAGGUUAUGAUGUUAUUAGUUUAAAAUGCUCAUUGGCUAUUAAUAAAGAAGAAUGCAUGGAAUGGAUAGAUCAAGAGAAAGCCACUUUAACUUCCUUGGAUGCUGGAGAAGUUUUUGAAGCAGGACGCUUUCACAGUUUAGUGCCAAUCAGUCAGGAAGGAUAUGGCCCUAAUAACAAGUGGGAUUAUUCAGUUGCUGUUAUAAAAAAGGGUAGUCUACCUGAUGUAGCAAGUAUAUCUGGUUUAAGAGGCAAAAAAGCAUGUUUUGCUGGUGUUGGAAGCUUCUCAGGAUGGAUUACUCCAGUUUAUGUUCUUCUUAGAGAAGGUGGACUAGAAGUAGUUGACUGCAACAAUCAUGUGAAGAGUGUAACAAACUUUUUUGGGCCCUCAUGUGCUGUAAAAGCUCUCUCAGAUAAUUACAAUCCACUCGGAGACAAUUCUGACAAGUUGUGUGUCCUAUGUAUUGGUAAAGUACCAGGUGAAAGGUGUACAGAAGGAGAUCCUUAUGCAGGUUAUGAAGGAGCUUUCAGAUGCUUGGUUGAAAAUGGUGAAGUUGCCUUUUUAAAACAGACAACUGUUCUUCAGUUAGCAGACAGUGAUGAAUAUCCUGGUCUGAGCAAGAAUUCAUUUGAACUUCUGUGUCGUGAUGGGAGUCGAGCACCUGUUGAUAAUUUUAAAGAAUGUAAUUGGGGCAAAGCACCUUCUAACGCCAUAGUGACGACUUCUGCCGCUUCUUAUGAAGAUCGUAAACUUUACCAAAAAUUCCUUCAAAAGAUCUCUGAAAAAUUUACUACUGUAAAACCAACAACGCAACGGGGUUUUACAACAAACAAUCAGUAUAAUCCAAAUCAAAACAAUCAGUACAGUCCUACUCAAGGCAAUCAGUACAAUCCUACACAAAACAACCAAUACACCCCAAAUGCGUUUAAUCCGUACUACCCCUACAGUCCGUAUAAUAGCAGUCAACCACGUUUCAAGCGUCAGUCAGCCAAUAACGAUGAUCCUUACAUCGAUCCUAGUAAUAUUAAUAGAAACGAAUAUGGUGUGCGCAUUGAUCCAUAUGGUUUACCACCAAAGCGCAUUUCAUCCUUUGAAGAAACCACCAGCGGUCCUGAUGACAGUAACACCACAUAUGAAAGUUUUGAUUUGUUUGGUUCAGAAUUAUAUGGUUCACGUAAAAAUCUAAUUUUUCAGGAUUAUACACGCAACUUUGUAUCGCUUUCGGAAAAUCAGCAAAGUUAUUCCGGUUUUCUGGAAAACUCGUUAAAUCUCAUUUAUGGUGUCCGGAGUUGUCCAGUUGAUCAUAUGACACUUUGCGUCACAUCCGAUGCAGAAUUCGAAAAAUGCGUUAAAAUGAGAGUUGCAUUAAAAGCUCAACUUGUAAAACCGGAGAUGCGUUGUGAAAAGGGACAUUCGCAAAUUCAUUGCAUGGAAGCUAUAAAAUCGGGCGCGGCGGACGUAACUGUUCUAGAUGCAAGUGAUGUUUAUACUGCUGGUCUUAAUUAUGAAUUAGUGCCUUUCAUAAGCGAAGUUUACAAUUUGGGCGAGCCGUACUAUUACGUUGUUGCUGUUGCUAAAGAAGCUGAUCCUGAUACUGAAAUGACCUACUUAAAAGGGAAGUAUACGUGUCAUGGUGGAAUUAACACUGCUGCUGGUUGGGUAAUACCCCUAGCUUUUCUUAUCAGUAAUUCUUGGAUUCGUCCUUACGGUUGUAAUAGCAUCCGUGCUGCAGCAGAAUAUUUUACGAAAAGCUGUGUUCCUGGUGCCUUAAGUACAGAAUACAACACAGGAGUGCCUUACGAUAAUUUAUGUGAUUUGUGUCACGGUAGCAGUUUCAGGUACUGCAGAAGAGAUGCCUCGGACGAUUACUACGGACACACAGGGGCGUUUAGGUGCCUUGUAGAAGGUGGAGGUCAUGUUGCCUUUGUCAAACAUACAACCGUCAUGGAAAACACAGGUGGAAAACGAAAAGAAUGGUGGGCUCGAGAUGCACUCAUGGAUGAUUUUGAAUUACUGUGUCCUGAUGGAACUCGAGCAGAAGUACAAAAUUACGCUACUUGUAAUAUGGGAAAAGUUAAAGCUAAUGCCAUUGUGACAAGAGGUGGUUAUUCUUAUAACGAAACUCAAAUCAAUGCCUACAUCAAUCUUUUUGGCUAUGCACAGACUUUAUAUGGUAGAAAGAACGCUGACGAAUUCAGUUUUAGCAUGUUUUCAUCACCACCACCGUUCAGUGAUUUAAUUUUUCAAGACGCCACUCAGCAACUGAUGAUCAUUCCUCCAGAUCAACGUUAUUAUUCUGUAUAUUUGGGUGAAAAUUUCAUGAAAGCCAGAAGAAUUGUCGACUGUUAUGCAGCAAGUGUUAGCAUACAUUCCUCUUUCUUCAUCACUUUGCUAUCUUCGAUUGUUGCCUUAUUCCUAAGUAAGGUAUAAUUUUUUAACAUUCCUCUCUUAGAAAAGAAAGUGAUUAAAAACUAAGACUAACGAUUAUAAAGUUUUGGUGAGUAUUCAAUUCAGUACAACAAUUUUUUUAUAAUUAUAAGCAAGUCCAUUUAUACAUUAUAUUUGUAAUAUAUAUUAUGCAAGUAUACGUGAGCAACUGUAGAAUAAUUUUUAUGACAAGUUAUGUGUGAAUUAUCACACAACAUUCUUAAUUUAUUUUUUUUAUUAGUGUCCGUUUCUUUAUUCACUUGCUCUUAUUUUUAUUGUGGUAGAUUUAAUGUUUUUUAAAGUUUUUAAAAACUAUUAUUAAAUUAUUUAUCAAACAACAAAUUGUCACUACCGUACAAAUUAUACCUUUAAUGUUACUUAUCUAUGCGAUAGGUAAUAGCACGUAAGUGAUCGUAUGUUACUCGUUCAUUCAAAGAUUAGUACCUAAUUGUAAUCUCAUUUAUAUACCUAAGCAUAUUCAAGUAAGUUAUUUGCAAUGCUUAUUAAGUUUUUUAACGUCCAUAGACUCCGUCCAUUUUGAUUUGUAUAGAAGACUUACAUAUAUAUACAUCAUAGAUAAAGAUGUAUUAUUUUAAGGGCUUUGUAGAUUUUUUAAAAAUAAAUAUAAAUCUGUUAAACUGUAA